AUGACUGACUGUAUCGACCAGCUGCAGCCUGUAACUGGUGAUUUUGGGCUUACUUUAACGGAUCGCGAAUUCGUGCUUUGCCUGUUAAACUCACCAAGUCUGUCACUCACGUCUACAGAGUCCAGACAGACAUCAGCUUGUGGUGAAUACUUUAGCUCUGAGCCCCAGCCCGCCAAGGUUGAAACUCCGACAAAUCCGAAAACUCCAACUAAGAAGCGUAAUCAUUUGCCCCAGAUCAGCUUUGGGGAUUACGCUCGUGAUCUUGAACCCAACCAGGAAUUAUCAAGUGGGAAUAACCAUAGCCUGUCUCCGGAUUCCAUCUCCGAAUCAAGUCCGUUGCCAUUUCAGGUUUUUGACUUGUUAGAGGUGCCCUUGUCUCCAAAGUCCAAUCUUUCACUUCCAAGUCCUGCAACCCCACCCACCUCUUCUGUCUAUUACAGUGAAGAAACCGAUAGCUGUCGUGCCGAGUCUCCCACCCCCGGAGGUCAAGGUCACUUGGCUGCAUCUCUAAGAGCAAGACGCCAAGGUCGCCUGUUUGCCCUUUCAUACGAACAGCUCAUCGACAGCUCCUCGUUCCACCUGGAUCAGGAUAAUAUCGUUCCGAGAUUGAUUCAACCCUUAGACAGUUGGGACAAUCGUCGACCUCUGUGGGAAAACAACACCCCGAUUCACAUUCGAAGCAGUGACAUCGAGGGGCAUAUUUCCUCUCCAUCCAUACCUACCAUCUCCAUCUCCAACUCUACCAGUCCUCCGCUGAAGUCUCACCCAGCUUCAAAAUCCACUGAAGAUCAUUCUCAGCCUCGAAAAAGAUUUGCCAGCAAGUUCAAGAAUCGCCUGUCUACAAUUUUCGGUGAUCGUCCUAAGGUGGCCCCCCAAAGCCGUCGUUCAUCAUCUGCGUUCUGUUUCUUGUGA
Messenger RNA from Penicillium odoratum, 912 nucleotides. RefSeq lists its product as uncharacterized. The record is from RefSeq and is a predicted model, not a curated record. NCBI's taxonomy places the organism in Eukaryota, Fungi, Ascomycota, Eurotiomycetes, Eurotiales, Aspergillaceae. The transcript is spliced from 2 exons. Bases 1 to 912 code for a protein of 303 amino acids.